This is a messenger RNA of Periophthalmus magnuspinnatus, 4940 nucleotides long. RefSeq names its product shisa family member 7 (gene shisa7b). The coding region runs from base 2238 to 4202 and encodes 654 amino acids. Gene Ontology annotation, cellular component: postsynaptic density; AMPA glutamate receptor complex; postsynaptic membrane. NCBI's taxonomy places the organism in Eukaryota, Metazoa, Chordata, Actinopteri, Gobiiformes, Gobiidae. The record is from RefSeq and is a predicted model, not a curated record. Gene Ontology annotation, biological process: regulation of AMPA receptor activity; regulation of short-term neuronal synaptic plasticity. The transcript is spliced from 10 exons.
AGUGAGACAGAGGGAGAGAGAGGAGCGUCACAUCAGCAGCAGGAGCAGCAGCAGCAGCAGGCAAAAGACACCACUCAGACAACGACAAAAGCUGUGAAAACGUGACUGAUUUUUGUAAUUACUCGCCUUUUGUUUGAGUUUUUUGUACCGCUCUCGCCGUGCGUAAUUGCGCGUGUGAUAAACGAAGAGGAGCCAUUCUUCUCCACUGCAGCGCGGCGUCAAUUCCAAACCAUUCACGGACAAAAAUACGUGAGGAUUACAAUGAAAUAUGUAGGUGACACGUUUCCUUAUGACCAGCAAGAGUAACACCAGGAUUCAAACCGAGACGACAUCGGGGGGAGUAAGUGUGGACCCAGUUAGCUACUGAGCAAGUUGAAAACAGAAGGUGGAUCUCGUCUGGUCUAAAGCCGUACUUCCUGGAUCUUUUCUGUUGGACUACAAACUGUGGCUUCUCAUAUUCACCCCCUCCCCUUUUUCUAUAAGACUUGAAUCCUUCUGAAACCAUUUUUCUGACCAAAACCAGGUGCCAAACCAACUGUGUCAAAAGCAGAAGCAAAAAAUCUUUUUUAUAAAACCAUCACAACCCAUUUAGCUUUAGUAACUAUUAUAUAUACACAUUACUUCCUAGUUUAACGUAAAACACUCACAUUUAGGGAGCGUAGACGUUUAUAUCCAUUGUCUUGCUAAUCUUGAUGCUAAAAGUGGAGAGACAACCAGUGCAUUAUUGGUUCAAAGUGCUUUAUAGACAUUUCCAGACCUAUAGCCUACCGAGUGUCUAGCUGGCCGCCCUCCUUUGCCGCUGCUAAUGCUAACUGCUAAGGACAAACGCUAAAGCUAAUCGCUAGGCUAACCGCUAACUCUCCAGAUCUCUGCGCUGUGAUAACCUCCUUACACUUCUCCUAUUUUCUCUUCCAGUUGUUUUGUUUCUUCCAUGAAUGUGGCUAACGUUAACGCCACAGCGAACAAGCAGAAUAGCCCCUUUAUCUAACAUCACUGACCUCUUUAAUGUUACUCUUCCUUUGAAUCUAUUACGAACAUGCAAUUUCAACCUAAAUGUAGGCCGAAAUCAUAACCGAAAGCCAUACCUAACACCAGCCAUAUUUUUCACAUUCAAAACCCGCCAAACGAAGUGAUCUUUUAUACAUUGGUGCACUACAUAUUCAGGGAGUCGAUGUAGAUACCAAGAAAGGGACUUUUUGAAAUUUGAAGUUUCAUGUGAACUUAAGGUGGUUGUUGACUUUCUGUACUGUCUUGUAUAGAUUUGCUUUGACGAAUGAAUCCGGAUAUUUUCAUGCGUUCCUUGUGGGUAGAAUCGCGCUGCCCUGCUAGGAUAGGGCCCAAACCUACUUUCGUUUUAUUUUGUUGGGCUAAACUGAACUCAGAGCAAAGACACUCGCGUAAGGGCAUUGAACGCACAUAGAAAGAGAAGCUAGCUGCAAGUUUUCAUAGCUUUUUAGCGUGAUUCGCGACUGCCUUUUUGCGUUGUAAACUCUUAAUAUUUCCACUAUCGCUACUAUCUUUUAUACAAACCAAAACUGCAAGCAUAUUACCUUUAUUAAUUUGUUGGAUUUUAAGCUUGUGCCAAAUUGUAGACGUACUUCCUUAGCUUGUCGUUAGCUUGUUUACUCGACAAAGCUGCCAUUUUGAACCCGCUAGUGCUGUUUACGAUUACCAUUAGCUUACAAUUUAAAAAAAAACAAAUAAAAAAAUAAAAUACCGACAUUAAGACAUUCACUAGAAGUUUACAUUUAAAUGUUUACAGACUGAGACCAUUUAGCAGUUUCACGCAUGAAUCGUAACUCGUGUGCCAUAGAAAACUCUGAAAAACCUCUUUGUAGAGAAUAGGAGGCGUUUACACAUAACUAACUUCAUCUGUUUACACUAGAUCCAAUUAUUCACUGCCGGAGGUGAUGACGACUUUGGCCAGUAGAGUGACAGUUGAACCGUGCCAAAACCAAUCAUAAAAUAUUAUAAAGGAAAACAUACGCUGCCACACUCAAAACCCUUUAUUUUCAAACAGGCAUUUUUCCUAGGGCCUAAAUAACACAACCUCACUGUUUCUUAAGCUGCUAACGCAAAGGAGAGAGUUUACAGACGAUUUGAGAAGCCACACUGAAAAAAACCCAUUGCCUGAACCCUUUGCACCCUUCGUAUUGUGAAGAUUUUAUUCACUGACUGGAGUUUUCAUAAAGAGAUAUUUUUACGACUUGGAUAAAGACUCUUGUUUGUGAAAGAAGAUGGAGGACAAAUUAGGGAUGCUCUGCUUGUCCCUCUUCAUCUCGUCCUGCCUGGCAGUCUCCACGGUAACCCUCUCCACGGAGCGCCGCAACGCUGAGACUCAAAAGGGCGCCUCGAACCCUAAACUGAGCUCUACGCUGUACCUGCUGACCGGUCAAAAGCCCCCCCUCCUACCCCCGCCCGCCGGGCCAAAGGUCGCCCCUAAAAAGGCAGAGGUGGAGGACGGAGAUGAACCAGUCGUGGCAGAGCUACCCCCGAAGCCCCUCCCACAGACCAUGCUCCCCAGGAACAUGACCGCCGCUGAUGCCCUCAAGCCGCCACUAGGGGCCGCUCAAGUCGCCCCACCUCCAAGACAGCUGGUGGACGUGGAUGUGUGCACGGGGUAUUUUGACGUGAUGGGGCACUUCGACAGCACCUUUAACUGCUCCAGGGGCAGUUACAUUUACUGCUGUGGCACGUGCCACUACCGCUUCUGCUGCGAGCACCAGAGGGACCGCCUGGACCAGGACUCCUGCAACAACUACAACUCCCCCGUGUGGAUCGAACAGCAAGGUGCAGCCACACAACCCGCCGGCCAGAGCCCCGACCCGGACUUUGAGACGCUCCAACAACAGAGCUCCAGUACGGCGUAUGUGAUCGGAGGAGUGAUCUCGUUCACUCUGGUGGUGGCUGUGGGAGUUAGGAUCGCCUUCAGUAAAGUCGCCCGAAGACCCAGAAACAGGGACAUCAACAUGCCCAGGUCCCUGGUGGACAUCUUGCGCCACCAGUCAAGCCCGGUGCAGCAGGGAGACAGGAACAACACCACCAUCUUGGGGAGCACCGCUUCAGAUGGUCGCACCUCCAAAAACAUCUACACCCCCGUGCUACAGAGCAAGGACAACCGCACUGGGACUUUGCCUCACCCUUUUAACCAGCAGGGGGCGUCCUCCAGCCCCAAACACACAGCCACCAUCGAGCGUGGCCCGCGGAUGAACAACACCCCGCAGCUCCCAUCCGUUCCGGGCAUGUUGUCGGGCAGCACGAAGGGUCCCGGCUCCAGCGGCAUUAUGGGAACAGGAAGUAUGCGACACAACACCGGCCACCCCUCCUUCUCUCACUCGUUCCACAACCUGGCCCAACUGCCACCGUCGUACGAGGCCGCGAUGAAGCCUGAGCUCAGCCGCUACAGCUCCCUCAAGAGGCUGGAGAAAGAGUUCGAUGAGUAUUCUGGGUACUACAGCAAACGGCGCCAGAACAAUGCCCCUCCAUCGUUCCACUCAUCGCAGCACCACCUGCCCUGGGGCGGAGAAUACACCCUGGGCUCCCGGGGCACUCUGCCUCUGCACGGCUCCAGACCGCGCCUCCACAUCCCGACCUCCACCCCAAACCCCUACCCCCUCCCUGCCCAACCCCAGUACACCAGCUCCACCUUCGACCGGCCGCCUCGCCGCGUGCGCUCCCAGGAUCAGCUACUUGCUCUGGGGGAAGGCAACACGCUGUCCCGCCUGUCCAAGAACCAACAGCACCAGUACUACAAAGCCAUGAUGAGUACCAGCCGCAGCUCCAACUCGCAGACGCUCCGCAGGUCCCAUGAGAGGCUGCUGGUGUCCCCAGACUGCCUGGAGGACCGCCUCAUGUCCAUGGGGGUGAUGGGGGCGGAACGCUCGGGGAUGGUGCCCACUAUGGGCCGUUUGUCCCACCAUCAGAAGACCCAGUCUCAGCAGAACAUCUGCGUCACUCCCUCCUUGGACCGGCACCACAUGAUCAAGAUGAACUCCCAUCCCACAUCGGGUCACGAGCACGAGCGCGGCUCCAGCGCGCCUUCGCACUGGGACCCCUAUGGGGGCACAGGGGGGCACCCCAACGCCCGCCGCAUGGCCUUCGCCAGCAAGAGGCAGAACACCAUCGAGCAGCUGCACUUCAUCCCGGGGGGAGGAGGGGGGCAGGGGCUCCGGACUGGCAGUAAGAACGAGGUCACUGUGUGAGCCCGAGGCAUCAUGGGAAAUGUAGGCAGUGAACAAAAGGGUCUCACAGUGCGGCGCUGCCCCUCAGAGCUGCUCACAGACCCCUCCCCUAAACAAACGUGGUGAUCCUCCUUUAGUCCUUAUAAAGCUUUGUCACUCUGUACAUGGGAAACAGAAUAUGAGCCAUUCUUUGUAAAGGGAAGACAGAAAUGUCCAUUUAAAAAAGCAAAAAACAGCGGCUGUGUCUGCUGGUUUCCGCUCUCACUUUAGUGAGCGGCUGUGUCUUCUGGUCUCCGCUCUCACUUUAGUGUUGGAACCUGCUUUGUGGGAUUUGUUUUGGGUUUGUUCCUGUCCUCUGUCCUCAGAGCUCGGAGGAGCACUGAGGCAGAUGACACUUUUCUUUCACAAAAAGUAUUUCAAAUGAAGCUUUUCUAUGAAAUGAAUCUAUGAAUAAUGUCCCUCACUGAGCCCUGUACAACUGUGUAUACUCGUUUGUAUUUAGCAGCUAGUUUGAUCGGUCCAUUUGGACUAUCACAAAGACGACCCACUCUCUGCAAAAACAUGUUGAAAUGCCUUCCGGGCGUGAUUUAGAUCAGAACAAACUGCUGCCAUGGCGAUGUGGAAGCCUUUGUACAGUGGUGUAUAUCUUUAUAACAUUGUGCUGUGUGACCCUUUGCAUAAGUUCUCUCUGAUGUAGAAGAAUCACCUCACGACUCACGGCUCCACGCCCAGGACUUUACACUGGUCCAGAGAUUCUAU